AUGUCUUCCAAUCACACCAUGGGAACCCUUGCUGUGAAUGGGGGCACGGCAUCCCUCCCAAUUCUGCGGGAGACGGUCAACACCGUCUCCCAGGAGUGUCCCACCCGGCUCGGACUGACGGCCCGAGAGAUUCAAUUGAAAGCCCCAAGCCUGGAUGUCUUCUUCGAUACCAUUGCUGCCGAACGGCUUCGGCGCAUGCCUCCGGAUGGAAGUCGCCUGGAUGGCGCCUUGCGGCGCGCCUCGCGCCUCGCCGUCGCUGUCGGUUCCUUGCGGGACUCGGUUCACAGCUUCAUGGACGGGGCUGAGGAAGCCACCCAGAUGGUCUGGGGGACUAAUCUGCUCCUGCUUGAGAUGGGAAUUGAUCAUAUCGAUGUUCUUGAGAGCCUUUUUGGUCGCUACGGUCGCGUCACGAUCGGAAUCUCGCUCUUGCUCCAGCAAGAGACCUUCUUCCCGGUUUCUCGCCCCCUUCAACAACAGGUGGCUGAGAUCUAUGCCCAUUUGCUACAGCUGGUGGUUCAUGUCACCUCGGAAUAUCGUCAGGCCAUCCGGACGCAGCAUUGGCAGACGAUGAGUUCCGCCGUGGAUGUUGCGUUCUUCCGCUACACCAAUCGGUUCAUCACCCAUUGGCGGCGCAUCUUCUCUCUGGUCCUGGAGUCAGGCACUGCGAAGCAACACACGACCGUAGACCUGCCUGCUAUCUACCAGUUUCUGGAGCUGCAGGAUCGUCCGUUGCAGAUGUUGCUCGAAAGUCACAAUCAUUCCUUGGCGGACGGCUCCUUCUCCUGGUUCGAGCCCCAUCUCACCACCUUCGCCAUGGGACGUCGUAGCAUGAUGAUGAUCCGGGGCAACCCCGGCUGCGGCAAGAGUGCAUUGGCCCAAUGGACAGUGGAAAGGCUCCAAGCCUCCUCAGAGUAUGACAUCUGGAACGUCAUCCCGGUCGCUAUCCGAUCCGAUGUGCCGAUCUCCACCCUGACACUCAGUAUCCUCAAGUGCAUCCUGAUCCAGAUGCUCGACCAUUGCGUGAGCAGUCGCAAGACCCAGGAUGCCAUUCUGGUCGCCGUGACAAGCGCUCUGGAAUUGGCCGUGUCCGGCGCCUCCGAUCCGCAGGUGGAAGGCCAGUUGUGGACCGCGAUCCGCACGGCCGUCCAGUCCAACCUGCACUUCAUGCUGGUGGUCGACGGGUUUGACCAAAUGAAACACGCAGAGACCACAGUCAGCGCGUUCUUGGGUCUGCUCCAAGACACCGUUGCCCAUACCCCGUCGAAACUGAUCAUCUUCAGCCGACCGAUGUCGACCGACCUGCUGCCGAUCCGGGAGACUACACGCACCCACCAGAUCGCUAUGAAUGCCGACACGACCCUCCAGGAUCUCCAGGAGGCAGUCACGGACAUCAUGCUGUCUGACUCGUCCUUUUCCGGUCUGGAGCCCUCCCAGCGCGAGUCCCUUACUAGAUCAAUUGUCAAGCGCUCCCAGGGGUGCUUCGUAUGGGCACAGUUGGCCGCAGAGGCCAUCCGUCACCAGACGACAUACAAUGACAUGACGGCCGCCAUCGGAAAGAUGCCCAACACGCUGGGAGACCUCAUUGAUCAUCACCUGCACAAUAUCAAUCUGAACCGCGUGGGGACGCAGAGCCUUCUGGCCUGGUUGGCCGCCAGUGAGCGGCCAUUGCGCGUGCCGGAAAUCGAGCAGCUGCUGGCCGUCGAUCUCAAAACCCUCAAGGUCGCACAUCGGGUCCCCAACGUGGAGCGUGAUGUCUUCCAGCCGCUGCACCGGUUGGUCGCAGUGCGGGAUGGCUUUGUUUCCUUCCGCCACCCCAUGAUUCGCGAGCAUCUUCAGGCGCGAGCCCAGAUGCGUCAAGAGCUUCCGUUCUCUCUGGCGGACGCUCACUACGAUCUUCUGAUCCGUUGUCUGGCAUGGGUCCGUCGCUCCGUAUCCGAUGAGAUCACCGUCUCCUGGGACAAGAUGAACGUUGAUGUCCGCGACCGCUAUCUGGACGCCUAUGUGCUGCUCGAGUAUACCGCGCGGUACUGGCUUUCCCACAUGUUGGCCUCGCCCAUGGCUUCGUCGGACCGGGAGCUCUCGUUCCCCACGUCCUUCCGCCGCGCUCUGCCCGAUACCGUGCUGUUUGCACAGCUGGAGCUCACCAAUCGGGAGUCGCAGUUCAGCCGGUCGAGCAUUAUGGAACUGUACCGGCUGUCGGUCGGGGUUCGUCGUGUCGUUCUGGGCAGCGACUCCCCCGCCGUCCUGCAGAGUCUGAUUCUGAGUGCUCGAGCAUCAGAGAAGGCGCAUGCCUCUUGGGCCAACGAUCACAUGUACCAGGCGUGGACUCUGAGCCGCAGCCAGCUGGGGACCAGCAGCACGAUCACCCAUGAUUUGGAACAGAUGCUGGUCGCCACACCGGAGGGAGCUGGUCGCGCGGAUCGCGCCGCCGGCAUGAAGACCGACACCCUGCGGGACAUGGCCCUGUCUGGAUGGGGCUCGUCCGACAUCAGCUUCGCUCAGCGGCUCCAGUAUCUCGAUCGACUGGUCAACACGUACCAGCAGAACCAGAAAAACGAUGCCGCGUAUGAUGUGUCGAAGACCUUCUACCGUCAGACGGUAAAAACCUACGGUGCGCACUCGGCGGAGACCAUGCAAGCCGCCGACUUCCUUACCAAGCACUUCGACAUCACCCCUCCCGACGAGUUGGCACUGGAACUGGCUGCCACCAAGUACGAGACGAUGCUGCAGUCGAUGGAUGCGACCGACCCGCGUCGUGUUGCGUACUCACUGUAUCUGGCGCAGCUGUAUGAGCAGUAUGGCCAAACGGGCCGAGCCGAGACGGUGCUGUCGCGGUUGUGGACCGGACUGUCCCUCCGCGACGUCGACGCGACCACGGCCUGGGACCAGAAAACCAAGGUGGCGUUUUACUACUCGCAGUUCCUGCGCCGCCAGGGUCGCUCGGACCAAGCCACGACCAUCCUGCGGGAGCUCUCUGCCGAGCUGGAGGCCGAGGGCGGCAUCAAGUCUCCGGAGAUGGUGAAACGCGCCGAGGAGCUGCGUGGCGAAGCGCGGGAAAUGAACCUGACCGAUAUGGACCGCGCACUUGCACUCCAGAUGUGGAAGUAUUACCGAUCCUCGGGACAGCAGUAUUCCCCCCAGGCUGUGUCGCUGGCGGAAGGGCUCACGGAAGGGAUGAUUCCGAGCCACGAUGCCACUGCGGCCGAAACCGAAUACAUCCUGGCCGCGCUGUCGCCUGAGGACCACGAACUCUUGCCCGGCUGGAUGGAUACUCUGGCGUCUGCUGGUAGUGAGCGCGACAUGGUGUCGAUCCUGAUGCUCUCCCACCAGUUGUCCACGCGAUGCAUUCGAGAGGAGGAGUGGCGCCAGGGCUCGGAUUGUUCCUGGGCGGUGCUCAAGCAUGCCUGGCCGACGGUUGAAGAUCCCCAAGCCAAGGCCAAAUUUUCUUCUGAGCUGUCCCCACUCAUGUCCAGCAUUGCCCUGGACUACGCUUAUUGUUUGUUCCGUCGCCUGGACGUGGCGACUGCUUCCACUGUCUAUGGGAAUGCCUUCAAAGCAUCCAUCACUGCGGACCAGGUUGCGGUGCCGGCCGUCACUUCCGUGACAAAGACCGUGGUGGAAUUCUACGAGACCACAUUUCAGUUUGACAAGGCAUUGGUGCUCCUGCAUCAGGUCAGCGAGUUCUUCGCGUCGCGCCUGGGGUCGCACGACAAGCACACGUUGGACAGCCGCUACUACGAAGCCGAUCUGGCUCUGCGGCUGGACCGGCGGGUGGAGGCGGAAGAUAGCUACCGCCACAUCUACAAGGCCUGCAUUCGCGAUGGCAAGAUUUCCUCGUCCGGUGUCCGUGCCGCCGUCGCCCUGGUGACUUUGUACGAGCAGGACAAGAAAUGGGAUUCUGCGCUUGAGGUCUACCGCCACCUGUGGCCGACGCUGGUGCGCUUCGAUGAAAAGGACGGCUACGAUCGUGCUUUGCUGGAAGGCCUGCUUCCCAAGACUUACACAGGGUACAUGGCGAUUCUGGAGAGCACUUCCCGCGAGGCGGGCUACGCGGAGCGCCGGCAGGUUGCGUCGCAGCAUCAGCAGCUGUGCCGUAAGCUGUAUGGACCUACCAGCAGUCGGACACGCGAUGCAACUAUGUAUCUGGCUGCGCUCUGUGCAAGCGACGACCGGCAUACCGGCGAGGCCAUCGAUCUGUACCGACAGGUGCUCAAGACCAACGACUGGGUACCUGCUGCGGAGGCCUCGCGCUCCCUGUCGGACAUGACCCAGCCGCUGCCGAUGGACAUUAAGCACCGCAUGGCCCAGCUGCAUAUGCGCAACAAGGAUACGUCGGCACAAGCCAGCGCCUUGUACAAUGAAGAGCUUGCGCUGUGCAAGCAGCAACAGGGUUUGUCCGCUCCGACCACGCUGAUGUGGCUCCGUGAGAUUGCCCGGAUGUAUGCUCUUCAGGAUAACGUCGAGUCCCGCCGCAAGGGAGCCGAUCUGCUGAAUGAACAUGUUGACGAGGUAGUUCACGUCACUGCCAACCAUGAUGCCCUGGUUGACCGGGCCCGUCAACUUGCGGAAAUCUACCUCGAAUGUGGGUACACCACUGAAGGGUGGCAGCUCAUCGACAGCUUGCACCAGCAGGUCAUUCAUGAAACCCCAGCGGCCCAGCGGCAGAACCUCGACGAGUACCGGCCGGCGGUGUUUGUGGCGUCGUUCGAAGAGGUGUUUGGCCGGACGCGCACGGCUCGCCAGAUCCUGGACGACCUGUCUCGCGAGGGUCGGGUGUACAGCGUGUUCCAGCAGAGCCUGGCCAGCCAUGAUCUGAUGCCCACGCUAGCAGCGGGUGAGAAGCUGCAUCGUUUGCAGACGGAGCAGAAGCGCGCGGCGGCUGCACAGAGCACCCAGGACCAGCUGUACGAGUACUUUUGCAACACGCUGUCGGUGGCGCAGCCGCUCCGGCAGAAGGAUGUUGUUUAUCAAUUCUAUUCCAUGUGUCGACGCGAGUCGCUGCACGAUGACUACAACAUCAACCUUGUAACGCAGACGACCAGCAUGGUCAAGGAUCUCUGCAACCAGUCUCGGUUCCAGGAAGCUGCCGACGUGACUGGCGUGUUCCACUCGUUCGUCCAUUUGACUGAUGGGCUGCGUCUGAUGGAGAGCAUCUUUACGGCGAUCAAACUGUGCUUGUACCUCAACGGCUACCAGGUGACCAAGUGCAGUGACGCCACCACGGCCAAGGCGAUGUCAUUGGAAUCGCAGAUGCUUCUGCAGGAAAUCAUGGCGAAUGCGCAGGAAAGCUCGAUGGAAUUUUCCGAUCUUCCGUUUGAGGAGCUCAACGAUCUUGUGACGGUUCUGGGCGAACACGAAAUGUUUGAAGAUCUCGAGGCUAUUCUUACCGACCUCUGGACCUCCCGGAUUGUGCAAAAGACAUGGACGCUGCCGGCCGUGGUCUGGAUUGGUCGACGACUCGUUGAGACUCGGUUCUGUCGGGGGCAUGUCACGGCCGCCACGACGUUGGGCAAGGAUAUUUGCUACAACCUCCGCCAGGUGUGGGGUAACUCGGAUCCAGUCACACUGGAGAUGAACAAGUUGCUGUCGGGACUGUACACGGCGUCGGGGAACAACCUCGCCGCGGCGGCUCUGCACGAGACAGCACUAGCGGAGCUAUUGAACGACGAGACCGACGACCAGACGGCGGCAGUCAACGCCGUCACGCAGCAUCUGGAACUCCUGCAGCGAGCCCAAUCGCGACUGGCCAAAGAAGGCCAGAGUGCCGCAAUCGAUGCGACCGCGGCGCAGGAACGGGUACAGCAGAUUGCGACCAAGUUCGGACUCUCGUCCGCCAAGCUGGAAGCGAAAUCAACGUCCACGGCCGACGAAUCGGUAGGAAUGUGGGAACGGCCACGCCGCUUCAGUUUGGACGUGGAAGAGGCCGCCAAGCACUCGAAUCAUCUACGCCAGUCGAGUGGAUCGGCCUUGUUGACGGGCAAUGCGGGGGCCAAACGGCUGUCCAUUACGGCGUUGUAG
Aspergillus ibericus CBS 121593 is the source of this 6018-nucleotide messenger RNA. RefSeq lists its product as uncharacterized. The record is from RefSeq and is a predicted model, not a curated record. Gene Ontology annotation, molecular function: protein binding. The transcript has 3 exons. NCBI's taxonomy places the organism in Eukaryota, Fungi, Ascomycota, Eurotiomycetes, Eurotiales, Aspergillaceae. Bases 1 to 6018 code for a protein of 2005 amino acids.